AUGUCGGACUCUGAAGAGGUCGUUGAAGAAUAUGAGCAGGAGCAGGAAGAGGAGUACGUGGAGGAAGAAGAGGAAGAAUGGAUAGAGGAAGAAGACGGUCAGGAAGAGCAGGUAGAGGAGGAUGAGACCGAAGAAACCAAGGAAGAAGAACAAGAGGACGAAAUGAAAGCACCAGGAGAAGGUGGAGAGGGGGACCGAGAGCAGGAGCCUGGGGAAGGUGAAGCGAAGCCGAAGCCCAAGGUCCCCUUCAUGCCAAACCUGGUGCCUCCCAAAAUCCCAGAUGGUGAAAGACUGGAUUUUGACGACAUCCACCGCAAGCGCAUGGAGAAGGAUCUGAACGAACUGCAGGCCCUCAUCGAAGCUCAUUUUGAGAGCAGGAAGAAGGAGGAGGAGGAGCUCAUCUCCCUCAAGGACAGGAUUGAACAGAGACGAGCAGAGCGGGCAGAGCAGCAGCGGAUCCGCAGCGAGAGGGAGAAGGAGCGCCAAGCCCGCAUGGCCGAAGAAAGAGCUCGCAAAGAGGAGGAGGAGGCACGGAAGAAGGCUGAGGAGGAAGCGAGGAAGAAGAAAGCUUUCUCCAACAUGUUGCAUUUUGGAGGCUACAUGCAGAAGUCAGAGAAAAAGGGUGGCAAGAAGCAAACAGAGCGGGAAAAGAAGAAGAAGAUUCUCAGCGAGCGGCGGAAGCCCCUGAACAUUGAUCAUCUCAACGAAGAUAAGCUGAGGGACAAGGCCAAGGAGCUGUGGCAAACCAUCCGUGAUCUGGAGGCCGAGAAGUUUGACCUACAGGAGAAGUUCAAGCGACAGAAAUAUGAGAUCAACGUCCUCAGGAACCGUGUUAGUGACCACCAGAAGGUGAAAGGGUCAAAGGCUGCCCGUGGGAAGACCAUGGUGGGCGGCCGAUGGAAAUAG
This is a messenger RNA of Mesitornis unicolor (brown roatelo), 906 nucleotides long. RefSeq names its product troponin T type 2 (cardiac) (gene TNNT2). NCBI's taxonomy places the organism in Eukaryota, Metazoa, Chordata, Aves, Mesitornithiformes, Mesitornithidae. The transcript is spliced from 17 exons. The record is from RefSeq and is a predicted model, not a curated record. Bases 1 to 906 code for a protein of 301 amino acids. Gene Ontology annotation, biological process: regulation of muscle contraction; cardiac muscle contraction; sarcomere organization. Gene Ontology annotation, molecular function: troponin I binding; troponin C binding; tropomyosin binding. Gene Ontology annotation, cellular component: troponin complex.